This is a messenger RNA of Nyctereutes procyonoides (raccoon dog), 1397 nucleotides long. It is a transcript of the gene RNF150, whose product is annotated as ring finger protein 150. NCBI's taxonomy places the organism in Eukaryota, Metazoa, Chordata, Mammalia, Carnivora, Canidae. The transcript has 7 exons. The coding region runs from base 7 to 1383 and encodes 458 amino acids. The record is from RefSeq and is a predicted model, not a curated record.
GCGGCCAUGGCCCGGUCGGUGGUGCAGGCGUGCCGCAGCCUGGCCCUCUCAACAUGGCUGCUUUCCUUUUGUUUCGUGCAUCUGCUGUGCCUGGACUUCACGGUGGCCGAGAAGGAGGAGUGGUACACCGCCUUCGUGAACAUCACCUACGCCGAGCCCGCGCCCGACGCCGCGCCGGGGCCGGGGCCGGGGCCGGGGCCGGGGCCGGGGCCGGGGCCGGGGGCCGGGCCGGGGGCCGGGGCGGCGGGCGGCGGCGGCCCCGAGCUGCGCAGCGAGCGCUCCGAGUGCGGGCGCUACGGGGAGCACUCGCCCAAGCAGGACGCCCGCGGCCAGGUGGUGAUGGCGAGCGCCGCGCACGACCGCCUGGCCUGCGACCCCGGCACCAGGUUCGCCGCCCCGGGCCGCGGCCGCAGCUGGAUCGCCCUCAUCCCCAAGGGCAACUGCACGUACCGGGACAAGAUCCGCAACGCCUUCCUGCAGAACGCCUCGGCCGUGGUCAUCUUCAACGUGGGCUCCGGCACCAACGACACCGUCACCAUGUCCCACGCAGGCGUAGAAGACAUCGUGGCAAUAAUGAUCCCUGAGCCGAAGGGGAAGGAGAUAGUGAGCCUGCUGGAAAGGAACAUCACGGUGACGAUGUACAUCACCAUCGGGACCCGGAACCUGCAGAAAUACGUGAGCCGCACUUCGGUUGUGUUUGUCUCCAUCUCCUUCAUCGUCCUGAUGAUCAUAUCCCUCGCGUGGCUGGUGUUUUAUUAUAUCCAGAGGUUUCGAUAUGCAAAUGCCCGGGACAGGAAUCAGCGCCGACUGGGAGAUGCAGCAAAGAAAGCGAUCAGCAAGCUCCAGGUCAGAACCAUCAAGAAGGGUGACAAGGAAACAGAGCCCGAUUUUGAUAACUGUGCAGUUUGCAUUGAAGGGUACAAGCCCAAUGAUGUCGUCCGGAUUUUGCCCUGCCGGCAUCUUUUCCACAAAUCCUGUGUUGACCCCUGGCUUCUAGACCAUCGUACCUGUCCCAUGUGCAAGAUGAACAUUCUUAAAGCCCUAGGGAUCCCGCCCAAUGCCGACUGCAUGGACGACCUGCCCACCGACUUCGAGGGGUCCCUGGGAGGCCCACCCACCAACCAGAUCACGGGCGCCAGCGACACGACCGUAAACGAAAGUUCAGUCACUCUGGACCCUGCCGUGCGGACCGUGGGAGCCUUGCAGGUGGUUCCGGACGCGGAGCCCACCCCGCAGGACGGAGAGGUCGUCUUUACCACCAGCGGCGAGCCGGAGCCGGCUGUCAGCAGCGACUCUGACAUCUCGCUGAUCAUGGCAAUGGAAGUCGGGCUGUCGGACGUGGAGCUCUCCACCGACCCAGACUGCGACGAGGCGAAAUCCUGAGCCGGUGACCGUCG